Molecule: messenger RNA, 636 nt
Organism: Frankliniella occidentalis (western flower thrips)
Lineage: Eukaryota; Metazoa; Arthropoda; Insecta; Thysanoptera; Thripidae
Gene: HSPC300
Product: probable protein BRICK1
Exons: 3
Coding region: 57-287 (76 amino acids)
Biological process (GO): regulation of actin polymerization or depolymerization; cell motility; actin filament organization
Cellular component (GO): SCAR complex
Molecular function (GO): protein-containing complex binding
Source: RefSeq, a predicted model, not a curated record
CCCAGACCUUGUUUACUGUUUUGUCUGUUAUUUGCAGCAUCGUAUCGUCUUGCACUAUGGCGUCCGGACACAGAGAGGCUUUUCAGAAGCAAAUACAGCAAGACUGGGCCAACCGAGAGUACAUUGAAGUUAUUACGGGCAGCAUUAAAAAAAUUACAGAUUUCUUGAACUCCUUUGAUAUGUCAUGCCGAUCUCGCCUUGCCGUGCUGAAUGAGAAACUGACAACUCUAGAAAGACGCAUUGAGUACCUAGAGGCCAGAGUUACAAAAGGGGAAACAUUAACAUGAGAAUAAGUUUUAACCAAUAUUUAAUUAAUUACUUUAUCAUUUUAUAUAUAUCCUCUUGUAUUCUAUUUAAGAAAUGAUGACUGCCAUUGUACAUAUGAUACUUAGCUGAAAGUAAUUGGGCAUGCUUUUGAAACAGCUAGAGGCGGAAGAAGAAUAAUCAUUGUUUUCAUUUGUUCUUCUUUUAUCCUUUUGCUGAAAUAUCGAAUUUUCUUUGGGUUCAUCACCAUUUAGAAAUUUGAUUGUGUUUUUUUCUUUUCAACUAUGUAGUUGAUGUUGGUUUUGGAGGCUGGUAAUGUAUGUACGCCUUAGAAUUAUCACCAGACAAGAAUAAAAACUAUAGCUGACAUAA